UCGUCUCCCUGUUUGACUCGCCCUUCCCCUUUGUGUAUGGAGCUGCAGCCCCACCUCCACCCCUCCCGGCGCACAGAUCUUCUGCACCUCCCAUCCCCCCAACCCCGGUUUCGGCUCCCGGGGAAAGCGCCGGCCAGGCCCACCCGCUGGGAUCUUCGGACGGAGAGUAGCAUCGGGAAUGCUUUUCUGUUGGGUCCCCAGCGUGGGCUCCUCAGCCAGAUCCAGCUUCCUAGAGGAGCCAUGUCUCCUGCAGCUUUGGGUGCCACCUGUUGUGCCGGGCGCACGCCGCUGAACAAGAGGAGAUGCCUUCUGGAUUCUCCGUGAAUGUUCGGAGGAGGAAUGCCAGAGCUGCCGGCUGAAAACUAUCCAAACAAAAGAAAUAUGUAGGCUGGGGACCCUGAAUCACUUCGUGAGAAUUGCUGCUCUUUGUUUCCUCUGUCUUAUCUCCCCCAGGAUGGACUUUCUGGUUCUCUUCUUGUUCUACUUGGCUUUUAUGCUGAUUGGUGUUGUUACGAUCUGCAUCUGCUCGAAAACCCAUUGCUUUAAAGGCCUGGUCAGAAGAGGAGCACAGAUAAUUUCGUAUAUAAUUCCAGAAUGCCUUCGGAGAGCCAUGCUAAGAUUGCUUCAUUACCUCUUCCAUACACGAAACCACACCUUUGUUAUCCUGCAUCUCAUCUUGCAAGGAAUGGUUUAUACUGAAUACACCUGGGAAAUAUUUGGCCUCUGUCAAGAGCUGGAGUUCUCCUCGAAUUACCUUUUUCUGCCUUAUCUGCUGCUGAUUGUAAACCUGUUUUUUUUUGCCCUAAGUUGUGAAACAAACCCUGGUACCAUAACAAAAGCAAAUGAAUUACUCUUUCUUCAAGUUUAUGAAUUUGAUGAAGGGAUGUUCCCAAAGAACGUAAGGUGUUCUACUUGUGAUUUAAGGAAACCAGCGCGAUCCAAGCACUGCAGUGUGUGCAACCGGUGUGUGCACCGCUUUGACCAUCACUGUGUGUGGGUGAACAACUGUAUCGGGGCCUGGAACAUCAGGUACUUCCUCUUCUACCUCUUGACGUUGACGGCCUCGGCUGCCACCAUGGCUGUGGUGAGCACUGUGUUUCUAGUCCAGCUGGUGAUGGUGUCGGACUUGUACCUGGAGACUUACAUCAAUGACUUUGGACACUUGCAGGUGGUUGACACUGUCUUUGUUGUUCAGUACCUGUUCCUGACCUUCCCGAGGAUUGUCUUCCUGUUGGGCUUUGUUGUGGUGCUGAGCUUCCUCCUGGGGAGCUACCUGUGCUUCUGUCUGUACCUGGCCGCUACCAACCAGACCACUAAUGAGUGGUACAGAGGUGCCCGAGCCUGGUGCCAGCAUUGCCCCCACGUGGCCUGGCCCCCGUCAGCAGAGCCCCAGGUUUACCGGAACAUUCACUCCCGUGGGCUUUGGAGCAACCUUCGCGAGAUCUUUCUACCUGCUGUUGCACAUUAUGAGAGAAAGAAGAAAUAAGAAUGGGAAGAGUGUUACUGCCUUUUAAAUAUAGUAUAUGUUUAUUUAUACA
Aethalodelphis obliquidens (Pacific white-sided dolphin) is the source of this 1538-nucleotide messenger RNA. RefSeq names its product zDHHC palmitoyltransferase 4 (gene ZDHHC4). The record is from RefSeq and is a predicted model, not a curated record. Gene Ontology annotation, cellular component: endoplasmic reticulum; Golgi apparatus. The coding region runs from base 455 to 1486 and encodes 343 amino acids. Lineage: Eukaryota; Metazoa; Chordata; Mammalia; Artiodactyla; Delphinidae. Gene Ontology annotation, molecular function: protein-cysteine S-palmitoyltransferase activity. Gene Ontology annotation, biological process: protein targeting to membrane; peptidyl-L-cysteine S-palmitoylation. The transcript has 8 exons.